CUCUACAGCAACAAGCACUAAUCAUUGUCGAAUUUAGAGGUAAGGUCGUCGGCUACCACCACAAUACAGGUCACUGUCACAGGUCAUGGACUCAAGGGAUGGAGAGGGAGCGAUGGCAGCAUGGUAUGGAAAGUAAUGUAUCUUCAGAGAGAAACGAGUUGAGUGGACGGGUGUGGUUUCGAUGUGCGGUUGCGAAUCCCUUUCCCGCUGGGAGCACGGAAUGGAACGGAAUCUGAGAUCUACAGCGAAGGUGUAUGCACGAGGAACAUGGGGAGGUUUGUGUGCGGGGGCGGGGCGUCUGUCUGUGCGAUUGUUUGCGGUAGGAGCAUGCAGCAGGGAGCGAGCGACGGGGAGCAGGGAAGCGCGCGCUGGGGGAAAGGUUGAGCCGCUUCACUCCCCCCACCUUGUGACCAGUCACAGGUUAGUUGCUUGCACGGCCUGGCUCGUCGCUUCGUGACGGAUUCUGUAGUUCGGUUGCACUGGACUCGGAACGACGUCCGCAGAGGCCCCGCAUGCAAUGCUUAGCACGGUUCUGAACUACUAAGCACCACACGCGUUUGAGUGGACAAGUUGUCCACUCUUGGCGCGCCGACUGACUCCAACUACCGGCUGACUCCAACUUAGCGCGCCGAUUUUGAGGCGUCUCAACUCAAACCCCACUACAACUUCGUCAACGGCCAAACCAUUCUUGUUUCCCGUCACCGCUACUGCGUCACCGUUACCGUCAGCGUCAACGUGACCGUGAACGUCACUGGCGUACCAUCACGGUUUCUGUCACUGUCACCACCAACGCUGUCCGCUUUUCCCACAACCGUCCCGCCGCCUUCGAUGCCGGUCGCUCGCAUCCCUGCCCCCGCGCGACACGUGGCAUGGUUUCUACUGACGCGGAUUCUCCUCCUUACGUGCACGAUUCUCGCAGCCGUCGGCGUCACCAUCGACUCUGACGAAUUUGCGGUGCUGCAGGUGCUCAAGGGCGAGUGGGGCGCGUUCCAGGGGAGCGGGUCGUGGCUGCUGGGCGGGGAAUGCGGCGCCAUGGAGGGGCUCUCCUGCAACGAGGCCGGCCAGGUCACCAUGAUGGACCUCAAGAGCCAUGGCCUUGCGGGGACGAUCCCAACGGAAAUAGGCUCGCUCUCCAAGCUCACAUUGCUGUCAGUCCAUACCGCAUGCACACGGCAUGCAGCACACAGCAUGCAGCACACAGCAAGCAGCACACAGCAUGCAGCACACAGCAUGCAGCACACAGCAAGCAGCACACAGCAUGCAGCACACAGCAUGCAGCACACAGCAUGCAGCACACAGCAUGCAGCACACAGCAUGCAGCACACAGCAUGCAGCACACAGCAUGCAGCACAGCAGCACACCAUGCAUUUGACAAAAACACAUGCAGUUGCUCCCUUCUCGCUGCCUUUCUUCUGCCGCUCAGCUCGCUCCAUGCUCCCUCCCUCCUCACAUUGCACACCCCUGCUUUCCGUCACCUGCCUUCCUAACCCUCCGCGCCCUUCCCACUCUCUCCGUGGCAACAGGCAGCUGUCGUCCAAUGCGCUAGUGGGAGACAUACCCGAUUCCAUCGGCAACCUGCCCAGACUGCUCUUCCUGUCAUUCACCCUCUUCCGCCUCGCCUUCCCCCAUCAUGCCAUGCCACUGCUGUUCCACCCUACCCCUCUCUCGUUAAAGCCCCGCAUGCCCCUGUGGCCUGUGGCGGCUGCUCCUGGGGUUUCUGCAGGCUGUGUUAUCCUCGAGCCGUCUAGGGGCAGUGCCAGGUGGCCAGCGGUGGAGCAGUGCCAGGCAGGCAGUGCAGUGCAGUGCAGCAGUGUUGUAGUGUUGUAGGUAGCAGCUGCUUGCACUGUGUGGAGGUAAGGGGAAUCGAGAACGAGAACGAAGUAUGCAGGGAAGGGAACACAUAACUGGCACAGCAGGGGACUCCAUCCACAAGCUGUAUGUGUGCAUCGCCAUUGUGCCUGCUUCUGCUUCCUCUAACCUUCUGCUCCUUCUGCCCCGUUCUGCUAUUCCCUCUGCUCCUUCUGUUCUGACCUCACCUUUUGCUCCUCCAUGGUCCCAUCAGCUAUCUGGACGACAACCCGCUGUCGGGAUCUGUGCCGACCGCCAUUAAACGGCUGGCCAACUUGCAAGAACUGUCUCUGGACAAGAACCGCCCCGUUGGAGCCCUUCCCCCCAGCAUUGGGGACCUGCGCACGCUCCAGUCCCUGCUCGAGUCCGUCUGUCUGCCUCCGUGGGCUCUCUCUACCCGCCAGGUCCAUCACUCACAACCAACUUUUCGGCUCCCUGCCUGCAACAAUUACCCACCUCACCUCCCUCUCCCACCUAUCACUGGACUUAUACGAUCUGGAUGGCCCACUCACCUCGCUUGCCGCUCUCACCAACCUGCGUUUCAUGGUACUGGACUACAACCAGCUAUCGGGGUCCCUCCCAACUAGGAUAACUUUGAUGACCAACUUAGUGCAGCUCAACCUGCGCAACAACCAGCUGACGGGCGCACUCCUCUUGAAGCCCUCCGCGUCCCUGCAGCAGUACCAGCUUGACUCCAACUUCUUCUGCUGCCCCUUCCCCUCCCCUCUGGACUGCACGGGCGUGACCGUAUUCUCCAACUGCGUUCUCUCCACAAUCAGCGGCCCGGAUAUUAACAUGUGAGCGGGGCCGCCACAGCGCGGCCCGGCAGUGUGCAACGCGUUCUGUGGGCUGGUGUGGGACGAGGCUCUUGGGGAUGUGGUGUUGCCAUGCGGCGGGCAUGGGACGUGCUACUUUGAGGGGGUGAACCGGGUGCCCUCGUGCAUCUGCGACGUGGGGUUCGUGCAAGGGGAGCUGCCUGGGAGCUGCAUUGAUGCAGAAUACAAUCCUGGUUACACAAACCUCAAAUCUGAGGACGGUGUGGCAAUGUUAUUCGACGGCACUGCAGCACCGGCCGGGGGCGGCAUCGGGCGGAUCAGCCUGCCCCAGCUGCCAGCAGCAGCGGACUCGUGGGGCGCGGCCUUCAUAGCCCGCCCCGUCCGCUCUACUCCUUUGCCGUCAAGCGAACCGAACAAGGCUGCCAGUUCGGCUUCCGAGUCGCUUUCACCUUUCUGCUCAACCUGGCGGGUGCCUCUGGUGGUGGGAGCGGGGGCGGCAGUGGCGGCGGCGGUGGCGGCGGCAGUGGUGAUGGUGGUGGUUCGGAAACACAAAGUGACGCGGAGGGCUUUGCGUCCGUGAUCUCGGCGUCCGCAGAGACGUCCCCGAGGCCAGCAGCGGGCUGCGGUAUUAAGGCAUGAGCACACGCAGCGUGGCGGUGGAAUUCGACACAGCCAAGAGCGCAGGGACCGGCGACCCCAACAGCAACCACCUGGGGGUGAAUGCGCACGGGCUGCUCACCUCAAUCGCCACCACAACCCCGCCCUUUACCCUCAACGACGGCGCGAUGAAGUACGUGUGGGUGGAGUAUGAGCCCCUUCAAGCUGGCGGUGCACUGGAGGUGUUUGUCUCAGACGAUCGGGCUCAGCCCGACAAGCCGCUGCUCAGGCUAAAAAUCGCCCUGUGGAGGAUUCUCCAGCCCAGUAGCACAAACAGCGACGGCAGGGCGUACUUCUUUGGAUUCACGGGAACCAGCUCCUCUCCUCCACAGGCUCAGACCAUCCUGUCUUGGUCUAUUACCACUGCCGCAGCGUGGCGAAUCACCACUGGAUUCUCACUCGGGUUCGAGUUUGACCUCGCUGCACUAUCUGCCCCAAGCGAAUGCCAUCUUUCGGUAUUCCAGCGCAGGGUUUAUAUGGCAGAGUGAAGGGGCAGGGCAGGGCGGAGCAGGAGCGGGAGGGGCAGGGGCGGCAGCGGAGGGGUGGGAGGCGCAACAACAGAACCAGCAGAACCAGCAGAACCAGUAGAACCAGCAGCAGCAGGCGAGUCUGAUGUGGCUGGUGGAGUGCCAGGGUGUGUGUGGGGACUGCUGGGCAUAUGCGGUGGUGGGCAGCAUCGAGGCGGCCUACGGCAUCCUGCUCAACGCAGCACAGCCACAGCUGUCAGCUGAGAGGCUCAGGCGAGACAUGAGGGCGGGGUGCGGCGGAGGAUCGUCCUUUCUAGCCUUUGCGUACCUUGUCGCUGCUGGGAAGGCCAGCAAAGGCCUGCUGCCUGGGAGUAACAAGACUGCAAAACCUGCUGCUGCUUCUUCUGCUGCUGCUGCUGGUGGGAUGAAAGUGGCAGGUGGGGGAGUGGGGGGUGGUUGGGGGAAGAAUGGGGGAGGAGGAGGGCAGGCAGGGCAGGCGGGGCAGCAGAGUGCGGGUAGCGGGCUGGUGCAGCUGCUCAAACGGCUAUUCGGAGGGAAGAAGAGGAAGAAGCGACCUCUGGCACGGAGGGGCAUGAGGAUUGCGGGAUUCGAGCGCGCGUCUUUCUACGGCUGGUUUUGGCUGCUGCUGGCGGUGCGGCGGCAACCAGUGGUGGUGCACAUAGAGGCGUCUGCACCUUCGUUCAUGGAGUAUGAUGGGUUUUACAAGUACGCGGACCCCUUGUGCUUCACGUACAGCCUGAACCACGUGGUGCUGCUGGUGGGGUACCGCCUGGUGGGGGCAGACGACGCCUUCCCCCACAUGGUGCCGCCCUUCUGGAUCAUCCGCAACUCAUGGGGAGCUGCCUGGGGCGAUGGGGGCCACAUGCGCAUGGACAUCCAGGGGGGCGACGUGGUGUGCGGCAUCAACACGCUGCCAGGCCUCUACCCCAUCGUCAGAAGCAGCAAGGACCCCUGUAGCGGAGGGGCCAUGGGGGACGGCAGUGGCUCGCUCUUCAACGCCUGCGGCGGCUUCCCCUGCCGGCGCGAUGGCAGCACCUGUUAGAGAUAGGCUGCAAUUCGGUUGGCACAACUUUGUGUGUUGGCAAUUUGUUGGUUUUAGGGAUACGCAUAUUUGUUAGGUUGGGUGUAGCCAUGUUUUCAUCCCCAACCUAUCCCAACCCAAUCCAUCCCAAAUCCAUCCCAAAUCCUCACGAUUUGGGAGGAUUCCCUUGGGAUUCCCUCCGAUUCUCCCUUAUCCCUU
Molecule: messenger RNA, 5009 nt
Organism: Closterium sp. NIES-67
Lineage: Eukaryota; Viridiplantae; Streptophyta; Zygnematophyceae; Desmidiales; Closteriaceae
Source: the annotation of a GenBank genome assembly